AGCUGAUUCGAGUAGGCGAGUUGUCUUGGGCAUAUAAAGCGAACAUAGAUCUAAUUACUUGCCAUGGCAAUGGAGGGAGAGGUGACCGAGAAGCUGCUGAAAAAAUCGGUAGCAGUGGAAGUUGGUGAUGGUGGUGAGGAUGAGCCACUGAAGGACAGGAUAUGGAGUGAGACCAAGAAGAUGUGGAUUGUCGCGGCGCCUACAAUAUUCACCAGAUUCUCCACCUUUGGGAUUUAUGUCAUCAGCCAAGCUUUUAUCGGCCACAUCGGGUCCACUGAACUGGCUGCCUAUUCUCUUGUCUUCACUGUCCUCCUGAGAUUCGCAAACGGCAUCCUGCUCGGCAUGGCAAGUGCAUUGGAAACCCUAUGUGGCCAGGCCUAUGGCGCGAAACAAUACCACAUGCUUGGAGUGUACCUUCAGAGAUCAUGGAUUGUCCUAACAAUCUGCUCCAUCUUUCUAGUUCCUCUGUUCAUCUUCACUGCGCCACUUUUAAAGGCCUUAGGCCAGGCAGAUAAAAUUGCGGAGGUCGCUGGAGAAAUUUCACUCGGCUUGAUCCCGAUCCUCUUUGCCUUCGUCAUAUCUUUCACCUGCCAAAUGUUUCUCCAAGUGCAGAGUAAGAACAUGAUCAUUGCAUACACAUCGGCGUUCUCAGUGGUGGUUCAUCUAUGCCUCUCGUGGCUAUUGAUUGUGAAAUACAAGUUUGGAAUUCUAGGCGCUAUGGCUUCCACCAUUUUGGCAUAUUGGAUUCCUAAUAUAGGACAACUCAUGUUCGUGAUGUGCGGAGGUUGCCGAGAUACAUGGAAGGGUCUAUCAAGUUUGGCAUUUAAGGACCUCUGGCCAGUGAUCAAGCUCUCGCUAUCAUCUGGCACCAUGCUAUGCCUCGAGUUGUGGUACAACACAGUGUUGGUUCUUCUAACAGGCAACAUGGAAAAUGCGGAGGUUUCCCUCGAUGCACUUGCCAUCUGCCUCAACAUUAGUGGUUGGGAAAUGAUGAUCUCUUUCGGUUUCUUGGCUGCAGCAAGUGUUCGAGUAUCGAAUGAACUAGGAAGAGGGAGCGCAAGAUCAGCAAAGUUCUCGAUCAUGAUGGUAGUGCUCACAUCGUUCGCCAUCGGAUUUGUUCUCUUUGUGUUCUUCCUCUUCUUCAGGGGGCGUCUGGCUUAUAUUUUCACUGAGAGCGGUGAGGUCGCCAAUGCCGUGGCUGAUUUAUCGCCUCUUCUGGCUAUUUCCAUACUUUUGAACAGCGUCCAACUGGUGCUUUCUGGAGUUGCCGUUGGAGCUGGUUGGCAGAGCAUAGUAGCCUAUGUCAACAUCAUAAGCUAUUACCUAGUAGGGAUUCCCGUGGGAGUGGCGCUUGCCUAUUUUCUAAGUAUGCAAGUGAAGGGCUUGUGGAUGGGAAUGCUGUUUGGAACUUUCGUUCAGACUGUAGUACUGAUUGUUAUUACCUACAAAACCGAUUGGGAUAAGCAGGUAUUACUAGCUCAAACACGCGUUAAUGAGUGGUUUGUGGCUGAAGAAGCAUCACGCUAGACCGGCACGGGUGUCUGAUUCAAUCUUUUCUCGUUCUCCUGUUAUUCUUUUGAAGAUAACAAGAAGUUUUGUGUCGCAUUUAAAAAUCUCGAUUCCCAGCAAGGGAACUGACCUUGAGUUUAAUAAGGGAACUGUCCUGUAAAAUGUGUAUCAAAUUGUCAAUUUAAUUAGAUAAGCGUAUGAGUAGUGAAAAUGCUGUCAAAACAUUAGUUAUUCAA
Molecule: messenger RNA, 1745 nt
Organism: Syzygium oleosum
Lineage: Eukaryota; Viridiplantae; Streptophyta; Magnoliopsida; Myrtales; Myrtaceae
Product: protein DETOXIFICATION 21-like
Exons: 8
Coding region: 64-1527 (487 amino acids)
Biological process (GO): xenobiotic detoxification by transmembrane export across the plasma membrane
Cellular component (GO): membrane
Molecular function (GO): xenobiotic transmembrane transporter activity; antiporter activity
Source: RefSeq, a predicted model, not a curated record